Molecule: messenger RNA, 564 nt
Organism: Cladocopium goreaui
Lineage: Eukaryota; Dinophyceae; Suessiales; Symbiodiniaceae
Source: the annotation of a GenBank genome assembly
AUGGCCACCGUAUGCCAGCCACAGAAGGAGGGCUGCAAAAGAAGCCACUGGCGCGUCCUAGUUCUGCUCAGCGCGGCAGCCUUCCAGGUCGCGUUGGCCGCCCCGUCCUACUACGAGGUUCUUGGUGUGGCGAAAGAUGCAGAUGACCGACAGAUCAAGAAGGCGUAUAGAGAAAAGGCCUUAAAAUGGCAUCCGGACAAGAAUCCCGAGAACCGCGAGGAAGCAGAGAAGCGUUUCCGAGAAGUGGCAGAAGCUUACGAGGUUCUGUCCAACGCAGAUCGGCGAAGGCAAUACGACUCUGGUUCCGGCGACUUUGCCCAGGGCUUUGCUCAGGGCGGCUUUGAUUUCGGGAAUUUCGGCUCUGGGUUCAAAGAUCCCAAGGACCUCUUCAAAGAGAUGUUUGGCAGUGAAGAUCCCUUCGCGGAUUUCAACAAGUUCUUCCAAGAUGCACCUUGGAUCUUGGAACCAAGCAAGGAGCAAAAAAUGUUCAGCAGCCUCGAGAAGAAGUGCGCCAAAUGCAAGGAGGCCAUUGCCGAAUCAUUCAUCAAUGAUCUAGCGGUCUAA